Molecule: messenger RNA, 6045 nt
Organism: Leishmania braziliensis MHOM/BR/75/M2904
Lineage: Eukaryota; Euglenozoa; Kinetoplastea; Trypanosomatida; Trypanosomatidae
Exons: 1
Coding region: 1-6045 (2014 amino acids)
Source: RefSeq, a predicted model, not a curated record
AUGUCGCACCUCGCCUUUUCGUCUGGGCAGCUGCCGGGCGUGGCCGGCGGCACUGCCAACGCAGGAGGCACUGGCUCUGCCUUGCUUCCCAACAUCACGGCUGAGCUGCGCGGCGAGUUCUACCCGCUCCUCUCGACCCUCGCCAGCUGUAAGAACGACAUCUCCACGACGUACGUGAUGGAGCUCUUCUUCACUCUCGUCCGCUUUGACGCGGUACUAAAGGAAAAGGAGCGGCAGCUGCUCGUGAGCACCGCGCAGCAGCUCAUCACGCGCCUGCUGCAACAGCUGCAGAAGGUGUGUCACAUGCGGCAGCUCCUCGACGAGAACGAGCGCUUUGUCGGAGAGCUUAUCGAGCGGUGUAGUGCGCUGGAGUGCCUGUGCGGGGCCCGCGACGGCGAUGAUGACAGUCGCACGAACGACGGCGAGGGCACAGACGACAUCGUCGCGAGUGGGCAGGCUUUGUCGAGACUUCAGCUAGAGGACAACGUCGUCCACAGGCACGGCGAUGGCGAAGAGACGGUGCGCUUCAUGGCCACGACGAGGGCGGCUGGAGCCACGGCGGCCCGUCGUCGCCCCUCGUCAUCGGCUGUGUAUCCCAGCAACACAAUCGGGAGUCAGGAACCGCGACGAUUCUCGUUUGACGAUGGCAUGGACGACAUCACGAGCAGGGCCUCAACGGUGCAGCAGUCACGGCAGCAGCAACAGCACAGAGCAGGUCUCGGCGGCAACGUGCGAUCAACAUCGACAGCAACGACGGAGGGAGGCGGAGCAACGACACCCCUCUCUCCCCCCUCUUCGCUUUGCCGCCGGUCUUUGCGCCUUCCUCCGCCGCUGCAGCAGCAGAGCAGUAGUCUUCGCACCACAAGUCGUCGGAGUCACACUAGGCGCACCCACAGCGCUGCCGCCACACCACGUGCUCAGGGCACCGUCACCAGCCCCGAGCAGGUCGCCAGCAAAACGUCUGACGAAGAUGGAGGACGGGUCGUAACAGCCUUGGAGAACGUUGCGGGUACAGCAGCAGCGACAGAUAUUACACCUGCAGUGUACAGCGGGGUGCAGCACGCUCUCCAGGAGCACUUCCGCAACAAUGUCCGGCACACUCUAACCGGCAGCAUGCUCGCAGUGUCAAGCAGCCCGAGCGAGUUGGUUCAGCAACCGCAUCAGCCGCUGCUGCGCGGUGUCAUAACACCAAGCAGUCGCAGCAGUGAGCGACCUGAGACGGCAGACGGUGGCGUUGCGGAGGUGGACAUGGACUCAGCUCAGCAGCAACCGUCGCUAGCUAUGUACCCUUCCCUGGCCUCCUCCCCUGGGCUGGUGCAGCGCCCCUUCUCAUCCUUUUGCAUCUCAAACCUUCCAAACUCCCAGUCAAGUGCCUUCCUCGCGGCAACAGUGCCCUUGGCAACGUCCUCGAGCAAUGCCCUGGGCAUCGAGGCAGGCGGGGCGCUUGGCCUGAGGAUGGACAACAGCCUCUCGGCAUGGUGCGCCCCAAUAGCGCAGGAGCCGGUCGACACGGCGAAGGUGUGGAACCGCAUGUUCUGGAGGUUUCUGGAUGGGCUCACUGCCACUGGCGAUCUAGCAGUGCUGCUCACACUGUUGGACACAGGAAAUCCCGCGCAGACCGAGGGAGCCGCCACACUGACCGCUGCCACCAACGGCAUUUCAGCCGUGUACAAGGGCUCCUUCGGAAGUAACAGGAGUGGCCCUAACGCAAAGCGCAUCACAGCAAACAACGCUGCGGCGGCGACCGAUGACGCGGGGGGGUGCCGUGCCAGCCUGGCGUCCAGCUUGGGCUCAGCUAAAUGUGGGGUACAGCCACUUAUAGACGCGCUCAAUAGAAGCGGCAGCUACUCGCAGCUGCUGCCCGCAGCGAACGCUUCUCAGGCGCUGAAGAGCACCAUCGCCGCAGUCACGGGCACUGUCGGCGUCGCCGCCGGAGUAGCAGAUGAGGCACUGAGAGGCAGCAUCGCUACCAAGGGUGAGCAGAUGAUGGACGACGGGGUCGAGCAGCAGCAACAGCAGCACGCCCGCAGAACACCGCUGAGCUCUAAAGCACAGAGCCCUGUUCCCGCAGGUGUUCUGCCGUCCUCUGACUCGCGUAUGAACAACACCAGCUUCCCAAUGCCUCUCAAUUUGGACGACUUCGUGAGGGAGGAAGAGUUGCGGCUGCAUCGAGACUUCUGGACGCACAUACCAGCCAUCCUCGCGACGCUCACAGAAGGCGUCAUGUACGAUGGCAGCCACGAAUCCGCACACCCGCACAAGAGAAAUGAUAGCGCGCCGUAUGGAGCAGGCAGCAGUGGUGAGGAGGUGACUAGCCUGCAGGAAAUUCACAGCAAUAGUGAUUACUGGGACUCCGUCCCUCGUCACGGUACCACCAAUGAGAGUGGGAGGGGAGAUGAGGAGCCACAGGAUCUGGCAUCCAGUGCUGGCGUUACAGCUGCGGCAGUUGAGGACGAAGCGAAUGACAACGUACUCGCAGCGCUCCAUCUACCGAGCUCGGAAGCGCUGCAGCUACUGCCCAUCUUCUCCCCUCUCCUGCGAAAUUACACUGGUGCAGUGGGGCAGCUGAUGCGCUCGGCACCGAAGUACGCACGCUCCACACAGGCCCAGCACGCUUGCGCGCUCGCUGUCGUGGCAGCCGCGGCAGCUCAACAGCAGUACCAACAGGCAGUCCUCUCCUCCAAUCCCAACGACGCAACCGCUUCUGUUGGGGAGUGCCCACUGGAGGGGGGCGAGGACGCUGGGCUCGCCGCCACCGUCUCUACCAGCUCAAUAAACGUGCCUCUGAGCAACGUACGUGCCGGACUAACUGGCACGGCAGCGCAGGAAUCCUCUGUGACACACAUACAGGGGCUGAAGGACAGCCAAGCAUCGCCCAGCGGGGGCGACCGUCGACCUGGGGGCGGUGGUGCAGAAGCAGCAGCGGCAGCGGCAGGAUGCGGUUUGAAUGUCAAUAACCCGGCACCUGCAGAAGCUGUAGAGCGUGGCCUUUUGGCGGCUGGGAGUUGCACAGAAGUUCGAGCGGUGGACAUCGUCGUUUACGCCCUUGUCACCGCUCUCUAUGUCCAGUGUUCCAUGGCGGUCGCGAUGCAGCAGCAAGAACGCGUCCACGCAACAGCGGGGGCGACCAUCGACGGAAAGACCAGUCUCUCGGAUGGUGGCCGCACGCCGGCUGGCAUGCUCUCUCCGCAGGGGAACUGGCCCUUCGCGGGCACCUCAUCCGGCUCCAGCUUUGCUGCCGACGUCGGCCUGGGCACGGCGAGUGGAAACAACAACGCCAGUAUGUUUGCUGAGGAGGACCGUGUUCCGGUUAAAGGUGUUCCCAACGUCAGCCUGAGCAACCCUGACGUUGGUGACGCUAGCUGGCGGUGGAGCGGCGGCGUCGGCAGCGGCGGUGGCUACUCGCUCAACACGAGCAUCGGCCUGCCACCCAACACGCUUUUUCAUCCACACCUAUACCUACUGCAUCCCAUGGCUCUGCGCACCGGUAGCGGAGGUGUUGGUAGGGCGAUGGGCUACGUAAGCAACGGCUCUUUCCAUGAGCGGCAAAGUUAUUAUUUACCGCAGUCGCAUGCGCAUCUGCAGCAGCAGCGACAGUCGCCACAGCUUCUGCGCAACUUCUCGUUCAGCACGACGUACUCGCCAACGGAUGCGGCGCUCUUGGUCUUGCGGAUAGCGCAUGAACGGAAGAGCAACGGCAACGGCAGUGGGGAAGGGGAAGGACGGCCAGACAGUGUCGGUAGCGAUGAGCCUGUGGUGGCCAGCGCUGGCCUCCAGCCCUCACUUAGUCCCCAAGCACCGUGUAUAAAUCUAUCCUCCAUUGAGUUUACGACGCAGGAUAUCGUCGCCUGCGCCAACAGCUUCUCGCAUGUGUCGCUGCCGAGCAUCAUGAAGAUGGAGCUGCAGCACCUGCAAGAGGAGCUGCGCGAUACCAGCCACGCUGUGCAGCGCAUGGAGGGGCAGGCGCGAGGCGAGCUAGCCCUGCUCCUCUUCCGCCUCCUGUCCAUUGUCUUGAACUGGCUUAUGCCUGCAGUGUACGUAGCCGACCCGCGUGUGUGGUUGUUUUACCGCAAGUGGUCCUGCGACCUAUACCGGGUCUUGUGCACGGAUGUCGCCCUACUGGAGGAAUUCCGCAGGCUCCUGAAUCAGAGCAGCGUGGCAGUGAGUAGCACGACGGCGGAGGUGAGUGGUCUGCAGAGGCGACGGGGUGGGUCGACGAGGAAUGCGCACAGGGCGAGUCAGCCCAAGGCAUGCUCGGCGACAAGCACGCCGAACAUCAGCGCUCCACGAGACCCGCUGCCGUCCUCAGGUAGCGGGGCGGCGCAAUCACCGCCACAGACCUGGUCACACUCGCCCGGCAUCCCAGCAGGAGUAAGCACCGUCGCUGCAGACAGCGGUGAUUACCACGACGCCAGCACGGGCUACGCAGCGCCUGAAGGGGCAGCGGGGUUCACAGGUGGCGUUGUGCGAUACCCCAGCGACUCGUUUUCUUCGCCUCUGGCGGACGAUGCCUUGGCGGCCACCAGUGCAUCAAUUGAGGACGCUUUCAGCUUCAUCCUUCCAGGGUCCAGCCUCGCUGUUUCGGUCUCACAUGAAACACCACCCGUGCAACCUGGUGUGCUGAACAUGCUUGCCCAAGAAGAGGUGGAUCGUAGAGGAGAGGCACCAGCCGAUAUGGCGUCGCUGCGCGCUGCGCAGGCGCUGCUGAGUGACGAGGGCACCGUCGUGCCGCUGCCAUGCCCGUUCCUGAUCACGCGUCUUGUGGCGGCGACCUUGCGCGGCAUCGAUGCGGACAUCGCCGAGUCUCUUCUUUGGGUCGUUGGGCAAGCGCCUGUUUGUGACGGCGCUGCCGGGGCGAAUACCGGCAGCAGCGUCGAGGACGACGCCGGUGGCGUCCCGGUGGAUGCGCAUCGGAGCAGCAACAUCAGCGGCGGCACCAGUGGAAGCGGACUUGUCCACAAUGUAGAGGUAGAUGAGGGCAAGCUUGCUGUGUCUGGGCGGCACCUUGGACACGCGGCUCACCGAACUACCUCCGGCCACCGUCUGCACGCGCACUACCGCAACCAUUGCGUUCGCCAUCACCGAAGCAUCUCCGCAGAUGCCUGUGUGGGUGGAAGCACGGCUUCAGCGACCAUGGGCCACUACAUGGUCGAUAGCGAGGAAGAGGACGACGACGGUGGAUACGGCGACCACUGGUACGGCGUCCUCGAACGUCGAAAGAGGGAUCCGAUGUCGCCUGCUCCCCUGCAGAACCACAUCAUUUCCAAAAACACGAAAAGUAGAGCUGCCAGUGUCACCGCGAUUGCCUCCCCGACGCUUCCACACGCCAUCCCUCAAACUCCUUUCAUCGAGCCCGUUACCAUCGGUGGCCCGCAGCCCCUGUUCCUCCCACACCAGCCACCCGAAGGUCCCACGCUGAUGCACCAUCACCGUUUCCGCUAUCCGUCCGUUCACGGCUACGAUGACGUGGCGGGGCUGUAUCUCAGCACGCUGAAUGAUGCAGAGCUGUUCCUCUCACCACAUGAUCCUGUGUACGCCUCGCUCGUACUGAGCGCUGCCGACCUGCACCUGCACGACUUGCACGACACCGCCACGGCCGCCUCGUUGGUGAACGCGUACCUGGUGGAUGUUGGUGAGGAACACAUUCAGGGACCGGUGUGGGGAGAGUUACCCGCCGCUGUGACCAGGACCGAAGGCGGCGGUGGUGCGGCCUCGUCGCUCAACGCCGCUGGAGAUCGCCCUGGGAGCUCUUCUUCUGCCCGUUCUGCACCCGGUAGGGGCUUCUCUGUGACACAUGCGCUCCAAGGCAAAACACACAAACCAACCUCGCCAACCAGAGCCCCGAGCGUGGCACCGGCGGUUUCCUCUCAGUCGACGCCGGCGCCGCCACCGCAGCAGCUGCCGUACGUGCCGAUGGUCAUUCCGUCCUGGAACAACGAGCAAGAGAAAGAAGAGUUUCUCGCGACGCUGCUGCUGCUGCGGCAGAUGCAGGCCUUUCUCUCCGCGGCGGAGAUGAAGACGCAAACCGACGUGUUGGAGAGCUGA